Molecule: messenger RNA, 1320 nt
Organism: Anthostomella pinea
Lineage: Eukaryota; Fungi; Ascomycota; Sordariomycetes; Xylariales; Xylariaceae
Source: the annotation of a GenBank genome assembly
AUGUCAGGGCAAUACUAUCCACAAGCUGACGAUGAAUACACAGCGCCUCCCGGAGCCGGCUCAGGAGGCCCCCAGAAGUCCUACCCACCGCCGCCGACCUCCCCGCCCGCGAACCAGACAAAGUUCUACCCGCCGCCGCCCGGCACGCCGGGCUUCGCGCCCCAGCAGCAGCAGCAGCAGCAGCAGCAGUCCCAACAAGGCUAUCCGGCGCCGCCGCAACAGCAGCAGCACCAGCAGAACUACCCGCCACCACACCACGCGCAGAGCUAUGGCGCCCCGCCGCAACACCAACAGAGCGUGUCGCCGCCGCCCAAGACAGGCACGCCCGCCUCGUACCCGCCGCCACCCGGCACGCCGGGCUUCGCGCCCCAGCAACAGCAACAACAGCAACAACAGCAACCCCAACACCCAGCACACAUGACCCUGCCCCUGCGCAACAACGGCACCCUAACACCGCCAGGCGGUCCCACCGCGCCGCCCUACUCCGAGGCCGCGCCCAACAGCGCGCCCGACAGCUACCCGCAGGAGAAGCUGCCCCCACAAGCCGUGCCGCCGCCCAACAUGUCGGCGGGCGCGCCGGCCUCGGGCCAGUUCUCGGGCGCGACGGCGACGACCAUGGACGACGUGGGGACGUUCAACGGUGGGUCCUACCGCAUCAGCCACCGGGACUGCAACACCAUCGUGACGGUGCAGCUGGCCAUGGGGUGUCCCUUGUCCGCCAAGCCGGGCGUGCUGAUCGCCAUGUCCCCCACCAUCACGCUCAAGGGCGAGUACAAGUUCAGCAUGAAGAAGCUGGUAGCGGGCGGCGGCGAGUUCGGGCACUCGACCUUCGUCGGGCCGGGGGAACUACUAAUCGCGCCCAGCAUGCUGGGCGACAUCACCACCAUCCGCCUUGCCGAUGGCAGCGGGACCGGCGAGACCCCCUCGUCUUGGAGCGUCGGCAAGGACGCCUACGUCGCCAGCACCCAGGGCGUCGUGCGCGACUACAAGCGCCAGGGCCUCGGCAAGGCCAUGUUCAGCGGCGAGGGUCUGUGGGUCCACAAGAUCAGCGGCGUCGGCCUGCUGUGGAUCACCAGUUUUGGGGCUAUCAUCCGCAAGGACCUCGUCGACGGCGAGCGCUACAUCGUCGACAACGGCCACCUCGUCGCCUGGAACGUCAAGUACGUCAUGGAGCGCGUCGCGAGCGGCGGCAUCAUGGGCGGCUUCGCCAGCGGCGAGGGCCUGGUCUGCAAGUUCACCGGCCCCGGCACCGUCUUCCUCCAGACGAGGAAUCCGAGAGCUUUCAGCGCGUACAUGACCGGCAACGCUGCGCCGCCCUGA